AUGCCUCUCUGUUCCGAUGGUAAUUUUAGUGGCUCCGUGGCUCUUCCCCAAUAUCCGCACCGACCAAUGUGCGCCCGGACUCCCGCGCUCAAUGAAGUAGCCCAUGCGAGAUGGAGACCUGUCUAUCCUCAAUUUUCUUCGGUAUCUGCUCGCCCCGUGUUGAUCAUUGGUCUGGACACCGAGGACCACCGACCCGGAGUCUGCCUUGGCUUGCCCUAA
This is a messenger RNA of Penicillium malachiteum, 219 nucleotides long. RefSeq lists its product as uncharacterized. The transcript has 2 exons. The record is from RefSeq and is a predicted model, not a curated record. The coding region runs from base 1 to 219 and encodes 72 amino acids. Lineage: Eukaryota; Fungi; Ascomycota; Eurotiomycetes; Eurotiales; Aspergillaceae.